AUGGCGGUACCACAACGUUUUCCAUGCUGGUGUCGUGCCAUAUAUUCUUUUGGAGGAGAGUCAAAACGCGAUUUGGGAUUCAUUGAGGGAGAUCUUAUAGAAUGUUUGAACGCAGGAGAUGGAUCAUGGUGGAUGGGACGGUUAAGACGCGACAAGCGCAUGAUGGGAUUAUUUCCUUCGAAUUUUGUCGAAGUACUAGAUGAAAGUUUCCGACCUACAACAAGAACCUCGAGCCCAAUGCCAAACCGAUCGCCGACCUAUGCAGCACCGGAUCCUGCAUUGGCCAAAAGAGCAGAAUUGCGAAAGCAAGAGAGCAUAUCAGUAUCGCGCGGUCCGUCGCCAAAUCCUCAUGCCUCGUCAGGAAGAGGGGGGCCAACUCAAGUUCGCGGAUACGGGCCCAGAGCUGUUUCUCCAGCACCACCAUCGCAGAAUAACAGCUACAACUCGCGGUACGGGGGAUCUCGAGCACCGUCUCCAGCGCCCCCAGUGCAACAUAUAAGCUACGACUCAAGGGCUCCCUCUCCAGCUCCACCACCUCAUCACAAUGGGCAUAUAUCCAGAGCAGCGUCACCAAUACCGACACCUCACCACAAUGGAUAUGGGUCUAGGGCCCCUUCUCCUGCGCCGCCCUGGAAUCAUAAUAGUUAUGGAUCUCGUGCGCCAUCUCCAGCACCAUCCUUCCAAUAUAAGGCGUAUUCUCGACCACCCUCACCUCCAGAGUUUGACGUCGGAUCAUCACCUCCUCCGGCACCACCCCCACAUCGAACCAACGUCUCCUCUCAUACGCAUUCUCACAGCCAACAUAUCGCGGGACACCACACUCCUAGGAGCGCUUCCCCAAUUCCACCGUCUCCAGGAGGCACAGGCAUGACGCCUUCCCCUCUUCGCUCAGCCAUGGACGAUGUUAUGUCCUCUUUGUAUGAUAUGGGUGUAUCGUCGCGACAAACUCAAUCGCCUGAACAGCCCCUAGAUCCUUGGUCUCCGGAGGCCUUCGAUCAAACGUAUAUCCAAGCCAAGAAAACGAAGGCAGCCCGCCCAAAUACGGCAAUGGGAAUUGGCGGACGUAAUGACUAUAUGGAUCAGGAGAGGGGACCAGACAUACCUACCCGACAGUCAAGCUACAAGGACGAUCAAGCCCCCCCUCAAUUGAGCAAUUAUGUUCGUAGGAUGGAGGACCGGUUGAAUAAGAUGCACACUAGUAGCCCCAGAUUACCGGAUGAUGACGACCCGCCACCCCCAGUACCUUCCAAAUCCAAAGGUUAUGAAAGACCAGGUUCAGCAGUAGGUGAUAGAGAAAAUGAACCGAAGUUGCGACACAGAAAAUCGGCGUAUGAGGUAGGCCGUUCAAUGUUAGGUAGGACAUUUACUACAAAAACAAACUCCACGGAUUCCUCAUCAGCUACUCGUUUCACGACCAGUAGUUCAAACACUCAGUCAACAGACAGAAGUCUUAUGAGCGGAGCUUCAGCAAGCGGAUUCUCGUCCACAAGUGCAGGAAGUUAUGCACGGAAGAAGGAAGCUCUUCACGGUCGAUCACGAAGCGCCUUUGGUUCAAGGAGGGAAGAUUUUGGGACUGGCAAUGGGAGCCAGAUGGGUUUCGGCGACCGACCUGAGUCACCGUUUACAGGUGUCUCGUACCACAGCAGUCACGCUUCUGGCCCGGCAAGGCCGCAGUCUCAAGCUGGUUGGCAAGGCUCGACAAUAGAAUCAGGAAGCGGGCUCGGAGGGCUGGUAGCUCCCAAGCCAAAGAAAAGUGGCUUUUUUAAGAAGAUGAUCGAAUCUGCGAAGACUGGUGCAGCGAGUGCUCGGAGUAGCAUAGCUGUCGGUGAUACAUCGAGACCUGGAACAUCAAACGGUAAAAGAAUGCCAAACGGAAUAUCUUCUAUCAGCGGGGGCCAUCGUGACACUCCAAGCAGUGUUAGCGCGGCGAAUGAUAUGGGGCUUGGCGGCGGUGCUGGUGUUGACUGGGUGCAAGUACGGCGGGAUGUUAAUCGUUCAAACUCACUGAGUCGCAUUGAAAGAAUAGAGAGGAAGGAGCGCUGUCAGAUGAUGGAUUACCCUGCUAUUAGUCCUGUGGAAGAACUUUUUGAGGGCUGCGAUGGGGAUGAAGGGGCUGACGGCAACCCGGUUGCUGAACCCACCGACUUCCAAGCCGUUAAUAUGUCACUCGUAGACAAGAACGCUCGAUUCAUUAACAGUCUACCACCUAUGACGAACCCGGUCAGCUUAGCUACUGGAUUUGUGUGUCGACCAUAUCGUAGUGAUGUGCAGCGACUGAGGGCCAUCUUUACGUGGGUCAGCGAAAAGAUCACCUGGGAGGAUGAAUUUGAGAGUGCUGUCGAGUCCAGAAAAGUCAUUCAAAACAAGCGUGGUGGCGCCGAGGAGGUCGCAGUUCUUGUCCUGGAAAUGUGCGCAGCGGUCGGAAUCCAAUGUGAGGUCGUUCGAGGAUAUCUCAAAGUGCCAGGAGAGGUACCCGAACUAGCCAUCAUGCCACGAGCAAAUCAUUUCUGGAAUGCAGUCAUUAUAGAUGGGGAGUGGAGAAUCAUAGACUGCUCUCUUGCGGCACCCUCAAAUCCUCGUCGACUCCUCUAUUCUAGUACCAGCGGACAACACGCGGAAAGUUGGUGGUUUCUGGCAAGGCCCAGUGAAAUUUGCUGGACUCACGUUCCGGAAUUUCAUCAACAACAGCAUCUCUGCCCCCCCAUGGCUCAUGAAGUAUUGCUAGCUCUUCCAUGUGCUUGUCCACCGUAUUUUAGAAACAAUCUACAGAUGGUAGAAUACGAUACCAGUAUGGUUAGGGUUGAGGACCUUGAGCUUGUCCACGUCAAAUUCACGGUUCCAGCUGAUAUAGAAUGUGUAGCCGAAGUAGAAGCGCGCGCAUUCGAACGGGACAUGGAUGGUGACUUUUUUGAAAGUGGAGAUACAAUCAAGAAACGAGCUCUUGCACAGGCUGAGUGGGUUGGCGGUGAGAAACGGUAUACGGUGAAAGCACUCCUGCCUGGCGAUGAAGGUCAAGGAAUAUUGAAGAUCUACGCUGGAAAACGAGGACUCAUGCAUUCGAUCAAGGAUAUUCCUCAUCCUUUGGCAUUUGCGUUGCCUAUUGUACACACGGGAGAGAAUCCAACAUACGAAUUCUUGACGCGGCAUCCCACACCUCAUGCCCAGCGGCAUGAUCUGUAUGUCGCGCAGCCGCAGUGUCAACGACUUGCUCUCAACAAUACUUUCGUCUUUGCGGUUCGCCAACAUCCCUCAUCAACAGCGAUUGUAUCUCCAAAUCCUGGUGGAGCCUCGCCAAUACCGUUUAUUCGACCAACUUCUGCCAUGUCGAUUACCAACUCUUCUGCUUCUGGCUCUGGGUCGAAUCCAAGCACAUACGGUAGCAAGAAACCAGCGAAAUUGGCGAUCCAGGCGCCAGGUGGUAAAGUGUUGCGGCUGAUGAGAAAGGAUGAGAAGGUGCAAAGUACAAGUCAGGCAAUAGAGAAGGGGGAUGGAGGGACCUGGGAAACAAUUAUUAAAGUCGGGGAGCGAGGUGUAUGGAGAGGCUUGGUCCUCGCUGAUAGAAGUGCGAGAUGGUGUGUUUUUGCUGAAUGGACCUGUGUUUGA
Glarea lozoyensis ATCC 20868 is the source of this 3603-nucleotide messenger RNA. RefSeq names its product SH3-domain-containing protein. Gene Ontology annotation, molecular function: protein binding. Bases 1 to 3603 code for a protein of 1200 amino acids. The record is from RefSeq and is a predicted model, not a curated record. Lineage: Eukaryota; Fungi; Ascomycota; Leotiomycetes; Helotiales; Helotiaceae. The transcript is spliced from 3 exons.